AUGACAAAGAGUGGGUCCGUGGCUAAAAUCACGGGACAUGAACAAGUUGGAGGUUUAGAUAGUGGAAAAGAGGGAGUGGAUAAAGAAGAUGACAAAAAGACUCUUGGAACGAAUGAAAAGUGGGAUAUUAUUGGUGAUUCUAAUUCAAUAGAUGAUGAAAAGACAGUGGAGAAUGAGCACAGUAAAAAACUUAUGCCACCGAUGGAAAAUUUGGAUGGUUAUGGUGCAAUCAAAGAAAGGAUGACACAAGCCCUUCAGUUGACUGAAUUUAAUGUUCUGGCUCAGUUUUGGGCACCUGUGCAGAAUGGUAAUCGGUAUAUGCUCACAACUUCAGGUCAACUGUUUGUUCUUGAUCCAGGUAGCAAUGCACUCAAUCACUAUAGAAUGGUUUCUCUGAUGUACAUGUUUUCUGUGGAUGGGGAGAACGACGAAAUUUCGGGACUCCCUGGUCGGGUUUUUCAGCAAAAGUUACCAGAAUGGACUCCCAAUGUUCAGUAUUAUUCUAAUAAAGAGUAUCCACCACGAGAUCAUGCUCAACAUUGCAAUGUUCGUGGAACCGUGGCUUUGCCCGUGUUUGAAUCUGAAUUUCAGUCAUGUGUGGGUGUGCUUGAGUUGAUAAUGACUUCACCGAAGAUUAACUGUUAG
Molecule: messenger RNA, 645 nt
Organism: Sphenostylis stenocarpa
Lineage: Eukaryota; Viridiplantae; Streptophyta; Magnoliopsida; Fabales; Fabaceae
Source: the annotation of a GenBank genome assembly